Prorocentrum cordatum is the source of this 881-nucleotide messenger RNA. NCBI's taxonomy places the organism in Eukaryota, Dinophyceae, Prorocentrales, Prorocentraceae. The record is from the annotation of a GenBank genome assembly.
CACGCCGGGAAAACCUGUCCGACCACGCGAGGGAGCUGCAGCCCAAUGUUGAAGCAGCGGUGCGCGACUGCCGGCCUCACGUGGACUACCCCACGGAAUUCGAGCAGGCGAAACGCGAUCUCGGGGCAAAUGCCGAUAUGCGGUUGGCCAUGGGCGGGCGCAGCUUCACGCCCGAGUAUUGGAAAGUACCCCACGGCGCACUCAUAGAUGCGGUGAAGCAGCUGGGGCUGCCGUCGAUGUUCAUUACGGUGGCUCCAUGCGAGUGGUCCGUCCCGUGCGCCCACUGGGUGGAGGACGAGAUGGCGAAGCAGCUCCAGUCAAAGACGCAUCUGCCAAUGGCGGAGACUCUGCGCAUCGCCCGCGUUCUCGGCCAGACCGCGGGGGGUUUCCUGACCGGCGCGAACAGCACGGGGUCGCAGAAGGGUUGGGGGGAACGCGUGUUCGGGGCAAAGGACGGCAGCGGGAAGAGCACGGUGCGCGCCCACUUCGCCAGGGCGGAGUUCCAGGACGGCAAGAGGAAGAGGUGCGUGGGCGAGCAAGAAGCGGCGGCUCAGUUCUAUCACGUCCGUGGCACCGUGCACAUUCACCUCCUCGUGCGGCUUGAGAACGAAGAGUGCGUUGAGCUGGGUAAGGAAGGCCCAGCCACGUGCGACCGGGAGACGGGGGCCCUGCGGCUGCGCCGCUCGAAAUCUGACCGCGUGCGGCGGAAAGUGAACGGCGGCGCAGCAGGAGUCCGCGCGUGCCUCGUCGACCUGCUGAGCGCCGUGUGUGGUCGCGUGGGCGUGCUGAUGGCGGACGAGGUGGGCGUGCUCCUGUGUUGCGUCGCGUCCUACGCGCCCAAGUUCUCGGAUUCCUUCUGCGACGAGUGGCUGGCGGACUAG